This is a messenger RNA of Rhodamnia argentea, 1624 nucleotides long. Its product is annotated as endoglucanase 8. Gene Ontology annotation, molecular function: hydrolase activity, hydrolyzing O-glycosyl compounds. The record is from RefSeq and is a predicted model, not a curated record. Gene Ontology annotation, biological process: carbohydrate metabolic process. The coding region runs from base 46 to 1536 and encodes 496 amino acids. NCBI's taxonomy places the organism in Eukaryota, Viridiplantae, Streptophyta, Magnoliopsida, Myrtales, Myrtaceae. The transcript has 7 exons.
CGGCUUGCCUCACCCACCACCACCUUUGCUCCGCCAGCAAGAAAAAUGGCGCCAAACGUCCUCCCCUCGCCGACCACCUUCCCAGCGCUCCGCGCCCUCGCGAUCCUUCUGUUCCUGCACCCUCUCCGUCGCGUCGCCGCUGGACACGACUACUUCGACGCCCUCCACAAGAGCAUACUCUUCUUCGAGGGCCAGCGCUCCGGCAAGCUCCCCCCCGACCAGCGCGUCAGCUGGCGGCGCGACUCCGCUCUCCACGACGGCGUCACCGCCGGUGUGGACCUGACGGGGGGCUACUACGACGCGGGGGACAAUGUGAAGUUCGGGUUCCCGCUGGCCUUCACGACGACGGUGCUGUCAUGGAGCGUGAUAGACUUCGGGCGGACAAUGGGCCCGGAGCUCCGGAACGCCGUGAGGGCGGUGCGGUGGGCGACGGACUACCUGCUGAAGGUGACGGCGGUCCCCGGCGUGGUGUUCGUGCAGGUGGGCGACGCCGUCUCCGACCACAACUGCUGGGAGCGGCCGGAGGACAUGGACACCCUCCGCACGGUAUACCGCAUCGACCGGGCCCACCCCGGCUCCGACGUGGCAGGCGAGACCGCCGCGGCGCUCGCCGCCGCCUCGAUCGUGUUCCGGUCGCGUGACCCGGGCUACUCUCGGUUGCUGCUCGACCGAGCCGUUAGGGUGUUCGCGUUUGCUGACAAGUACCGGGGCGCGUACAGUGGCAGCCUGCGCCGGGCGGUGUGCCCUUUUUACUGCGACGUCAACGGUUACCAGGACGAGCUGCUGUGGGGAGCGGCCUGGCUGCACAAGGCGUCGCGGCGGAGGCUGUACAGGGAGUACAUCAUGCGGAACGAGGUGGUGCUGCACGCCGGCGACACCAUCAACGAGUUCGGUUGGGAUAACAAGCAUGCCGGGAUUAACGUCCUCCUCUCCAAGGAAGUGCUGAUGGGAAGAGCAGAUUACUUCCAGUCGUUCAAGGCCAAUGCAGACGGGUUCAUCUGCUCUGUUUUGCCCGGCAUCUCUCACCCUCAAGUUCAAUACUCUCCCGGGGGGUUGAUAUUCAAGGCGGGAGGGAGCAACAUGCAGCACGUGACGUCACUGUCCUUCUUGCUAUUGGCUUACUCAAACUACUUGAGCCACGCCAACAAAGCCGUCUCCUGCGGCGGCACCUCCGCUUCUCCCGCUCUCCUCCGUCAGCUGGCGAGGCGUCAGGUGGACUACAUUCUUGGGGAUAAUCCGCUGAGCAUGUCGUACAUGGUCGGCUACGGCGCGCGCUACCCGCAGAGGAUCCACCACAGGGCCAGCUCGCUCCCCUCGGUGCGGGCCCACCCGGCCCGCAUCGGGUGCAAGGCGGGCUCCAGCUACUUCCUCAGCCCGGACCCGAAUCCCAACCCGCUGGUCGGGGCCGUGGUCGGCGGGCCCAACGUCACCGACGCCUUCCCGGACUCGAGGCCCUUCUUCCAGGAGUCCGAGCCCACGACUUACAUCAACGCCCCGCUCGUGGGCCUGCUCGGGUACUUCUCGGCCCACUCUUGACUUUACCCUCCUCCACAGGGAAAGGCACAAAAAUCUGAAGUGGUGCGCGAAGGUCACCCUACCAGUGUGGAGAGUUGCAUUUCUGUUC